This is a messenger RNA of Pan troglodytes (chimpanzee), 1283 nucleotides long. Its product is annotated as succinate dehydrogenase [ubiquinone] flavoprotein subunit, mitochondrial. Gene Ontology annotation, biological process: mitochondrial electron transport, succinate to ubiquinone. Gene Ontology annotation, cellular component: respiratory chain complex II (succinate dehydrogenase). NCBI's taxonomy places the organism in Eukaryota, Metazoa, Chordata, Mammalia, Primates, Hominidae. The record is from RefSeq and is a predicted model, not a curated record. Gene Ontology annotation, molecular function: electron transfer activity; succinate dehydrogenase (quinone) activity; flavin adenine dinucleotide binding.
AUGGCUGAGGAUCGCUCCCGCCCCUCGGAGGCCGGAAACGGAGGUCUGGACGUUCAGGCCCUCUCGGUCUGGGAGAUCCCGGAGAACCACCCACGGGGCUUUAAAAAAUGUUGGUGCCCAACACCUCCCCGAAAUAGGGCCCGCCCUAUCUCUGUCGGGGAGCGCGGGACCUCCGUGUCCACCCAGCGCCACCGUCCGCGGCGCCCCUCUCUUGACCCGGGCGUGGUGCGCAGGCGCAGUCUGCGCAGGGACUGGCGGGACUGCGCGGAGGCGACUACAGACGUGUCGGGGGUCCGGGGCCUGUCGUGGCUGCUAAGCGCUCGGCGCCUGGCGCUGGCGCUGGCCAAGGCGUGGCCAACAGUGUUGCAAACAGGAACCCGAGGUGUUCACUUCACUGUUGGGAACAAGAGGGCAUCUGCUGAAGUUUCAGAUUCCAUUUCUGCUCAGUAUCCAGUAGUGGAUCAUGAAUUUGAUGCAGUGGUGGUAGGCGCUGGAGGGGCAGGCUUGCGAGCUGCAUUUGGCCUUUCCGAGGCAGGGUUGAAUACAGCAUGUGUUACCAAGCUGUUUCCUACCAGGUCACACACUGUUGCAGCACAGGUUGGAAUCAAUGCUGCUCUGGGGAACAUGGAGGAGGACAACUGGAGGUGGCAUUUCUACGACACCGUGAAGGGCUCCGACUGGCUGGGGGACCAGGAUGCCAUCCACUACGUGACGGAGCAGGCCCCCACUGCCAUGGUCGAGGUAGAAAAGUAUGGCAUGCCGUUUAGCAGAACUGAAGAUGGGAAGAUUUAUCCGCGUGCAUUUGGCGGACAGAGCCUCAAGUUUGGAAAGGGCGGGCAGGCCCAUCGGUGCUGCUGUGUGGCUGAUCGGACCGGCCACUCAAUAUUGCACACCUCAUAUGGGAGGUCUCUGCGAUAUGAUACCAGCUGUUUUGUGGAGUAUUUUGCCUUGGACCUCCUGAUGGAGAACAGAGAGUGCCGUGGUGUCAUCGCACUGUGCAUACAGGACGGGUCCAUCUGUCGCAUAAGAGCAAAGAACACUGUUGUUGCCACAGGGAUCUGGAGUAUUACGGACCACGAGAGAUGCAGAAAUGGAGCACAGGCGGUGAGCCCAGGACACCCGAGGUACGAGCUCUUGCCCUUCUCCUUCCCUGCCCUCUGGUGCCUGGAGAUACGGCAGCCCAGCACCAGCCCCCAGCUGCUUCCAGUGAAAAAAUGCUGUGUCAUUUCAGGGAGGGAUUAUAGUUUGAACUUGUAUUGAUUUAGUCUUUAUGUGACGCUUCC